Drosophila biarmipes is the source of this 1584-nucleotide messenger RNA. Its product is annotated as keratin, type I cytoskeletal 9. Lineage: Eukaryota; Metazoa; Arthropoda; Insecta; Diptera; Drosophilidae. Bases 136 to 1383 code for a protein of 415 amino acids. The record is from RefSeq and is a predicted model, not a curated record. The transcript is spliced from 5 exons.
UCGAGAAGCUUUGGCUCGUUGUGAUUCAGUGUUAAAGGAUACCUUCGGUUUCACCCCCACAAUUGGAGAGGCACAACGUGUGCCAGGUGCUAAGUUUGUGAUCGAUUCGGCGGAGCCAAGUGAAGCGGGGUCACCAUGCGAGCUAUUAUGUUGUUAUCCUGCCUGGGCCUGCUGGUCUGCGUCCAGUCAGCGGUGACAGGACCUGAGGCUCGUUCCAGCGUGGACUCCAAGGAUCAGCAGCUGGCCACCGCGAGCGUCGGAAUCCUGGACUCCGUGCUGCGAGGAAAGAGCCGCCAGUCGCGCUGCGUGAGAUGCUACGAGGAUCGGGAUAGGGAUCGGUACUACAGCGGAUACUCCAGUCGAACGGGCGACGAUUUGCGAGGCAGCAGUGCCUGGUACUACUCCGGCUAUGAUGACCGUGGCAGCAGCAGGGAUAGGGAUUACGAUCGGUACUACGAUCGCUCUCGCUAUUACGACGAUCGGUACUCUCCCAGGACCUACGAUCGGUACGAGGGGCGUGGCUACGAUGACUAUAGAAGGGGAUCUGGUUACGGAGGAUCCUAUGAUCGGGAGCGGGGAUACGGAUAUGACAACAGGGAUCGUUACUACGGUGGUGAUCGCUAUAGCGAGGGGUCUUCCAGAGACCGCUACUACGAUCGCUCCAGGUCCGGCGGCUAUGAUCGCUACGAUCCGUACGAUCGCUACUACUCCAGGUAUGAUUUUCGCAACUAUCGCCCUUGGGAUGAGACCUACAGGGGCCAGUCCGGCUUCGAUAACUCCGGACGUGGCUAUUACUUUGCCACCGAUGACGACGAAAGUGACAGAAGUCGAGGCUAUGGCUACUCCUACGCGCGACCCUCCUCCUCGAUGAGCUCACCCUGCGGCCGAAUCUCCGGAAAUUGUCCUUAUGCCGGCGGCUCCAAGGUCACCUCUUCGGCCAUUGGCAGUGACAGCUCGCGGGUGGGUGGCCACACGAAUGUCCUGGGCUCGGAGGGCGGUCCCGGCAGCUGGACCUAUCUGGGGGAUCAGGAUAAGGUCGGGGGCAGCAGCGGCAGCAGCAGCGGAUCAGGCGGUAGCAGCAGCAGCAGCAGCAGCGGCGGCAGCAGCGGCCCAAGCGGCAGCGGCGGCAGUCGGGAGCGGGAACGGGAGCGGGACAGGGAGCGGGAUGCACAGAGCUCUUCCUAUGGUGGCCGACCACGUCCUCUAGGCGUCAGCUAUCUGCUCGAGCGGGACGCGGACACUCCGUCGGAUGGCCCAGGAAACACGGCGAGUACCGCCGGAAAUGGUGGAAGUAACGGUGGUGGUGGUGCUGGUGGUCAGAGCAUGCCCGUCCCAGCUGCCCAGACGGCCGCCGAGGGAAGCUCCGGCACGGCUGGUCAGUAGCUGGACAAGGACCCAGAACCGAAUCCAUAUCCCGAUCCAGGUGCGGAUACAGUGCAGCGGCUGGGAGGGAUGGCCGGCCGGUGGGCGUGGACGGGCCUAGUGUAACCUACCGUCCGUAUUUAUGUGUAAUUCGUAAGCUAAGUCUCCAAAGAAACUAUUUAUGUGUGGCACAGCUUUGCUCAAAUAAACAAUUUUUCAAAG